AUGAGUAAACCUAAGAUAUUAAUAAGUCAAAUAAAAAAUGUAACAGAUAUUAAAACUUUGAAUUUGAAAGGGAUUGAAUCAAGUAAAAAAAAAAUUUUUGGUUAUUUACAAAAUUUACCAGGGGAAAAAAAUUGGAUAAAACCACUGGUUGGAAAAAGUAUGCAAAAUUACUAUUUUCCCUCAAAAUAUUUACAUUUAGAUUUUAAUUUAAAAGAGUAUUUAAGAAUGCAAACAGUUCGAUUUAAAAGAAAAAAUAUUGACAACAGUUUAAUUAAAUUACAGAAAUGUAUCAAUUUAAUUAUUGAAAAUAAAACGUUAAUUGAUAAUUUUUUAUCAAAAAUAUCAAAAGAGUUAUUUUUAGAAAAUCAAAGCUUAAAAGAUUUCUUUGCAUUAUAUUUAACAAUUUUUCCUUAUGAUAAAUAUCCACUUAAUUUGUCUUUUAAUAUAACAGAAUUAAAUUUACCAAAUGAAAAAUUUAAUUGGUUCAAUUUUAACAGCCAUAGUAUUAAUAUAAUGAGAAAUAAUCAGAAUUGUGAUAAUUUAAAUAAUGUUUCAAUAUAUGAAAGUUCAAAAAAAAAUGAGUUAAAUAAUUUAACAGGAACAAAAAAUGAAAAUAUGUUAAUUAAUAAUGAAAAUUAUAAAAAAAUAAUUUUCACAAAAACAAAGAAUUAUAUGCAAUUCAAAAAGAUUAUCUGCAGAGAAAAAGAAGGAAAUGAAAAAGAAGACAAAGAAAAAAUUUAUUACAUAAAUUGUAAUGUCAAUUUAGGUUUAGAAGAAUCUAUAGAAGAUAAAAAAGAAAUAGAAGAGAAAGAAAAAUCGAAAAAUCUUUUAUAUAAAUUACUUAACGAAAAUGAAAAUAUAAAGAAAACUUUCUUAAUAAGAAGUAGAUUUAUUGAUCCAUUAUAUUUAAGAAGAAGAUAUUCAUACAUUGAUAAACUAACGAAAAAAAAAAUAAAAAAAGAAAAGCAUAAAACUUAUAGAAAACAUUUUAUUCAACAUGCCGAUGAAAAGAAUGUAUGGCCAGAUAACAAAGGGUUGUUAAAUAAAGUUUACCCAAACCCAUAUUCUUGA
Molecule: messenger RNA, 1071 nt
Organism: Plasmodium relictum
Lineage: Eukaryota; Apicomplexa; Aconoidasida; Haemosporida; Plasmodiidae
Product: conserved Plasmodium protein, unknown function
Exons: 1
Coding region: 1-1071 (356 amino acids)
Source: RefSeq, a predicted model, not a curated record